AUGGCGCGUAAGCACAAGGUUGGAAAACACCGACUGGACAGGUACUACCACCUGGCGAAGGAGCACGGCUACCGCUCCCGAGCAGCCUUCAAACUGCUUCAGCUGAACCGACGGCAUGGUUUUCUUGGCCGCGCUUCCCGUGGUGUCGUGGACCUGUGUGCGGCUCCUGGCGGUUGGAUGCAGGUGUGUCGUCAGCACAUGCCCGUUGCGGCGCCGUGUAUUGGUGUUGAUCUCGUUCCGAUCGCUCCUAUUCGCAACUGCACGACUAUUGUCGCUGACAUCACUUCCGAAAAGUGUGUGCGGUUGAUAAGAAAUGCACUCACUUCCUUUGGCGAGGUGCUUGAUCCAAGCGGCCGCGUGGCAACUGGUGAUCUCGGUGUGGACGUAGUGCUCAGCGACGCCUCUCCAAAUAUGGGCACCGCUUGGCUACAAGACGCCUAUAACCAGGUGGAACUGACGCUCCACGCCUUGCGGAUUGCGAGCACGCUUCUCCAGAGAGGCGGCUGGUUUGUGAGCAAACUCUUCCGUAGCGCUGACUCGGAAGCCUUUCUGCUCGUUGCGCGUCGUCUCUUUCAGCGAGUAUACGUUACCAAGCCACCGGCUAGCAGGCAACAGUCUGCGGAGAUCUACGUCGUCUGUAAGAGCUAUUUGGCUCCAGCGCGGCUCGAGGCGAACCUAUUCGAUCCUCGGCAGGUUUUUCGGGAGUCGACGUCUCAUGCGAAUGCAGUGGCUGACGUAGCUUCCCCGGAUGAUGCUCGUCAACGGCAGCAGUUGCAAAGCAAGGACAGAAAGUUUCGCCGCCAGCUCCUCUCUGGACGCCGAUCGGCCGUGCCCGACGAUGUCGAGGCCAUCAACGGCACAACCAAGUAUAGGACCUGUUCGCUGAGAACAUUUUUAGAGUCGUCAUUUCCGGGGAUAGUACUAAGUACCCAUAAUUCGAUUGAAAUUAUUGAAGAAGACGCGCUGCCUGAACCUGUUCGCCUUCUAGUCAACGCUGAAAUCAGAGCGCUUUGCAAAGAUCUCGGAGUCUGUGGACCGAAAGAUUUUCGCCGCCUCUUCAAGUUCUGGGAAACUUCCCGCCGCGUCCUGUUUUGUGCGGAAAAGAGCCAGAAGCAAGCAGGUAGUACUGUCCCCGAAUCUGGCGUUUCGGAAGAGCCGAUGGUGGAUCGGUCCGCGGCAUCGUCUACGAUGGCAUCCACUACGGGGCGAGAGAAGCGUUUGGAGGCCAAGGCCGCUCGAGAGCGUGCUCGAAAGCUCGAGCGCCAGAGGCAACGCGGGGCUCAUCUCGAUGCGAACGCCAACGUCGAUGAGGACACAGGUUUCUCGAAUCUGUUUUCGUUGCGUGAAGCGCGUGCUGCAAUGCAAACGGGGUAUUUUGAGGAAGUUGAAACGAGUGCAUUGGAAUCCAGCGCACUGGAUUCAGAACAAGAUGGAGCAGACGCGAGCGAAGAAAGUGGCUCUGACGCUGCCGGUGCACACAGCGAAAGCUUUGUAGACGAUCAGACGAUGUCCAGUGAUGACGAUGGUCAUGGUCAGGAUGCGUCCGUGAAUCUGAAUAUGUCCGCAGAUGAGCCAAUCCAGAGUGACAGUGAUGUCGACCUGGACAAUGAAAUCCAAAACGCACAGCAGCUGGUUUUAGAGGACGACCCCAAUAUUCCGACGCAGCUCAAAGCUGGAGCCCAGCGCUGGCUCCAUAGGCUCGGCAUUCGCUCACUGGACGCGUUGCAGAUUCCUGAUGCCGCAGAUCUCCUCCAGGCAUCAGUUCUGGAAGCAGAAAAUGCGAGCAUGCUCACUGACGCGCACUUGUCGGACUCGUCGACAUCGUCGUCGUCGUCGACAUCGUCGAGCGAGCCGGCAGAAGGACAUGGUUACCUGGGGAACACACCCGCCGCCACGCACGACCAGCACCAAUCGACAGUAACCCGGGAAGAUGCCAUCAGUGCCGAUGCAGGUACCAAUACAAACAAGAUUCGACAGCUGCUGGGUACCAUGGACGAGCGCACACGAGCAGAGCUGCGCACGAUCGCGCGUCACUACAUGCUUCGACGUUCGGGUCGCGAGGCGCUCAUCGAUUCUACCUACCAUCGUCAUGCGUUUGACGAUCCCGAGAGUCUCCCGCAAUGGUUUCUUGCGGAUGAGCAACGUGCACGAAAAGCACCGCAAAUCGUCGACCCCGCCGAGGUCGACGCUGCAAUUGCGCAGCUGGGGGCGCCCUUUGAACACCUACCAAAGCGCGUUCGGGAAGCCCGGCAGCGACGGCAGGCACGCCUCCAGCGGCGACUUGAGGCCGCUCGAGAGCGUGCCGAGGCCAUCGCUCGUGCGCCGGAGAUGAAUACGGCGAGCAAAAUACAGCAAGUUGCACGUGUGAUGCGUCGAGCACGCGCUCAGAGACGACAGCGGCCAGUGCUUGCGGUUCUGCAGGGCAAUCGCGCGGUGCCGCUAGCUGGCGGCCAUCAGAAACCCAAGUCACGGGGGCGCGUCCGAUACAAACUCGUUGACCGUCGACUCAAGGCCGACCUGCGUGGACGACGCAAAGCGCGCCGCUAA
Messenger RNA from Cyanidioschyzon merolae strain 10D, 2547 nucleotides. Its product is annotated as probable rRNA methyltransferase pmt2. The record is from RefSeq and is a predicted model, not a curated record. The coding region runs from base 1 to 2547 and encodes 848 amino acids. Gene Ontology annotation, molecular function: rRNA (uridine-2'-O-ribose)-methyltransferase activity; rRNA (guanine) methyltransferase activity. Gene Ontology annotation, cellular component: nucleus; preribosome, large subunit precursor; nucleolus. Lineage: Eukaryota; Rhodophyta; Bangiophyceae; Cyanidiales; Cyanidiaceae. The transcript has a single exon. Gene Ontology annotation, biological process: maturation of 5.8S rRNA from tricistronic rRNA transcript (SSU-rRNA, 5.8S rRNA, LSU-rRNA); rRNA methylation; maturation of LSU-rRNA from tricistronic rRNA transcript (SSU-rRNA, 5.8S rRNA, LSU-rRNA).